AUGCGCAAUCGACGCGCCUCUUUUCAGCCACCCUGCUACAUUUUCGUCUUUUGUUUCAACCUUUACACCUCAGUAUCAGUUUCAAUCUGUUGUAUAUCUGCGAUGUCGGCCCUCGCGUCGACAGCCGUGGCCCUCAGCAGUCGUGCGUUCGCGCCAACGGCCAUCGAAAUCACACUUGCCUGCGCUGAUGGGAUGACACUGGCUGCGCAAUCGUGGAAGCCAUCAAGUGAGCACACCACAAAGCGCCGCAUUUUAUGUCUACAUGGCUGGAUGGACAACUCGGCAAGCUUUCAUUACUUGGCCCCACGGAUAAUGGAACACUUUCCCAUGGACACGGAAUUGGUGGCGUUGGAUUUUCCGGGCCAUGGACUGUCCUCCCAUAAAUCUAUCGAUGGUCCCCCUUUGAUGCUUUCAGAGUCCGCGUUUUAUGUUGCUGAAGCCGUCCGGCGGCUCAAAUGGGAUAGUGAGUCAACCCCGUUUACAUUGAUUGGACACAGCAUGGGAGCAGCCGUCGGCUGUUUGUAUUCGGCGGUGUAUCCUGAACAAGUCAAAAACCUCGUUCUUUUGGAAGGGGCAGGCCCUUUGGCUCGAAAGACCGAAGACAUUGCCAAACAUAUACGAAUGCAUGUACAGCGCCGGCAAACUGCUCUGAUACAAAACAAGUCUCCUCGUAUAUAUCCCUCGUUAGAGCUGGCAGUGGCUACUAGGCGCCAGACAGCCAAAAAUUUUCCUGGCGAUCAGUCGCUGAGCAAAGAGGCUGCGACCUUGAUGGUAAAACGCGGAUCUGUGUCGGUUGGAGAAGGGGUUCGGUUUUGUCAUGACGCCCGUUUACAAUGGCCUUCUCUUCAGUAUUUCACCACUGAGCAAACAGAAGCUCUGUACAAAGAUAUUCAGUGCCCGACCGCGUUAAUACUCGCAAAAUCCGGCUGGCCAUUUGACGAAGAUCGACAAAAUCGAACAUUGGAACUGUUACGCCCAGUGCACUACACCACACUGGCAGGAAGCCACCACUUUCACGCGGAUCCAGAUACCGCAGAGAGCGUAGCUCAGGAAGUCCUGCGCUUUUUAGAGCAAGAGUAG
Molecule: messenger RNA, 1080 nt
Organism: Phaeodactylum tricornutum CCAP 1055/1
Lineage: Eukaryota; Bacillariophyta; Bacillariophyceae; Surirellales; Neidiaceae
Exons: 1
Coding region: 1-1080 (359 amino acids)
Source: RefSeq, a predicted model, not a curated record